GAAUAGGAGGCCUGCAGGAUUUUGUGCUGAAGUCUGCAACAUUGUCAACGUCGCCAGCUUGUCCACCAUUUACACCUCUCAACUUUGAAGCUACACCGAUUGUACGGGUAGCUGUUGAACCGAAACAUCCAAGUGAUAUGCCUCAGCUGGUCAGAGGAAUGAAGCUUUUAAACCAAGCUGAUCCGUGUGUCCAAGUUUUAAUCCAGGAGACAGGAGAGCAUGUGCUAGUGACAGCAGGAGAAGUUCAUCUUCAGCGUUGCUUGGAUGACCUGAAAGAAAGGUUUGCAAAGGUACAGAUUAGUGUAUCAGCACCUAUUAUACCAUUCCGAGAGACAAUAACAAGACCUCCAAAAGUUGAUAUGGUGAAUGAAGAAAUAGGAAAACAGCAGAAAGUUGCUGUCAUACACCAAAUGAAAGAGGACCAAAAUAAAAUUCCUGAAGGAAUUCAGGUUAAUUCAGAUGGGCUUGUUACAAUAUCUACUCCAAAUAAGCAAGCUACUCUCAGCGUAAGAGCAACACCACUUCCUGAGGAGGUAACUCGACUUCUUGAAGAAAACAGUGACUUAAUUCGAACGAUGGAGCAACUCAACACAUCUCUGAAUGAAGAUAAAAAAACCCAUGAGAUAAAUCAGAAGACUCUUGAUAGGAUCAAGGAAUUCAAACAAAAGUUGGAACAAAAUCUGCAGGGAAGAAAGUGGAGAAAUGCUGUUGAUCAAAUCUGGUCGUUUGGACCACGGAAGUGUGGGCCUAAUAUUUUGUUAUAUAAUUUUGAGGGCUAUAGAAGGUCUGUGUGGCAGUGCCUUGGGAAUGCUAUGAAAGAAGUAAGUAAAUACAGAGACUUUGACAACAGCAUAGUAAGUGGAUUUCAGCUGGCUACACUUUCAGGUCCCAUGUGUGAAGAACCCCUAAUGGGUGUUUGUUUUACAGUAGAAAGAUGGGAAAUGAAUAAAUUUGGAGAGACGCUGUCAACUAGUAAUCAGGAUUCAGGGGAAUGUGAUGCCAUAGAAGUUAAACAAGAUACUACUCUAACAAGCAGUUGCACUGAUGAAGUUAGCAGUGUGAAUGAACACCAGGACAGCAGUCAAAGCAUUCCAAAAUCACCUGAGAAAAACUGUAAACACAAAGGAGAAGUUUUACUUGCAGAUUGUUAUGGUCCCUUCUCUGGACAACUGAUUGCCACCAUGAAGGAAGCUUGUCGUUACGCUUUGCAAGCAAAACCACAGAGGCUUAUGGCAGCAAUGUACACAUGUGAAAUUAUGGCUACUGCAGAAGUUUUAGGUCGUGUGUAUGCUGUCUUGUCCAAAAGAGAAGGCAGAGUGUUACAAGAGGAGAUGAAAGAGGGAACGGAUGUGUUUAUUAUUAAGGCAGUCCUGCCAGUAGCAGAAAGCUUUGGUUUUGCUGAUGAAAUCAGGAAGAGAACUAGUGGCCUGGCCAGUCCGCAGCUGGUGUUCAGCCACUGGGAGAUCAUUUCAAGUGACCCAUUCUGGGUGCCAACCACUGAGGAAGAAUAUUUGCACUUUGGGGAAAAGGCAGACUCAGAGAACCAGGCCCGCAAGUACAUGAAUGCAGUAAGAAAGCGAAAGGGACUUUAUGUAGAAGAAAAAAUUGUGGAGCAUGCUGAAAAGCAAAGAACUCUCAGUAGAAAUAAGUAGCUGUGUCUGCUUCCUUUCUCUCCUGACUCAGCUAAGUGCAGGUGGAUUAUUUUCUAUGCAGCAGAUUCAAAAUUUCAUCUGGACUUUGUUCUUUGACACCACUUUUCUUACAUGCCAUAAUGUCUGUGGCUUAUGUUUUAAUAAACUUAAGCCUUUCCAACUUUUAUAUAGAGAAAAUAGUUUAUUUAAAUAAAAUAUAGGCAUAUUCAUUGCAAUUGGUCUCAAUUUUUAAAAGUUAUUGCCCUAUUGAACUUUCUGUCACAGGAUUAGGGACUCCUAAUUUAAUUUGUUUCUUUCUGAUUUAUCAGAUGUAAUUACAGUUAGAGCUGGUUAGCUAGUUUGUUGCAAAUAAACUAUGCACUGAAUUUA
Balearica regulorum gibbericeps (East African grey crowned-crane) is the source of this 2021-nucleotide messenger RNA. The record is from RefSeq and is a predicted model, not a curated record. NCBI's taxonomy places the organism in Eukaryota, Metazoa, Chordata, Aves, Gruiformes, Gruidae.